Molecule: messenger RNA, 491 nt
Organism: Cladocopium goreaui
Lineage: Eukaryota; Dinophyceae; Suessiales; Symbiodiniaceae
Source: the annotation of a GenBank genome assembly
GCUACCGGGAUAGUUGGUCACCUUAGCUUUGCUGAUGGCCGAGAGCCUGCAAAGCCCAGUGGAUGCAGUUGAUUCCAAUGCGCUUGAGCUGGUGGAUAGGGCUUCUGCAGCAGCAGCAAAGGGGGAGCUGCUGGUGAUCCUGGACUUUGACCGGACUCUGACCAGUAAUUUCAUGCCGGAUGGACAGCGCGUCACAUCUGCGCAUGGCAUCUUAGAGGUUGCAAGUGUUUUGUCGGAGACUUUCAAGUCCAAAGCACAAGAGCUUUUCCGAAAGUACUACCCGAUUGAAAUCGACGAGAAGAUGCCUAUUGAUGAGAAGGUGCCGAUUAUGCAUAAAUGGUAUGGUCAAGUGCAUGAGCUGAUCAUGAAAGAAAACGUCACCAAAGACAACAUCGCAGGGGCCGUCUCCAGCUGCAAAACCAUCCGACUACGCGAUGGAAUGCUGGACUUCUUGCAGAGCUGUCAGUCACAUGAUCCGGUCAUCCCAGUGA